UCGCUUUGUUCAUCCAAGUCAUCCUUGUGUUAUGAUGUCACAUUCGUGCCGUCGCGCCCGGAGUCCUGCGCUAUCAUCCAUGCUAAACAAGAGCAUCUCAAGGAACCAAAGCUAGAGCCACGUUCUUUGCACCGCCAUAGAUUCUGGGUUACGGUUAACUGUGGAUGCUUGGAGUUCGAAAUUCGGGUAGCAGCCCAGGUAUCCUUGGGGAACGCUUUCUUCUCCAUCAUUUCGCACUAAUUGCACCAAUACCCCUGCAUAGCGUUUCUGGUAAUCGAACGUCUCAUAAGGUCAUUCGUAAGAAAUGGUCUGGAGCCUCGUUGUGUUGGGAAUCUGUCCACGAGCUACUGAAAACAGCGUGAUCGCGCAAUCAAGUCUGGAUGAGAUCACAUUCUAAGUGUAAUACCACCUUAUGGUGGCUACUUUAACAGCGAUAUUGAACUUGUGGGUGGCAUCUAGGCUUGGUGGGGAUGCAACAAUCAUGCCAUCGUUCCGCGCCAUAAUCCACAGCGUUCAACGGGAUGAGGUCACAACUGCUUGUGUACAUACAGAUCCCGGGCAUAGAUCUUUUUCGUCUGUCAAAAACAACGGAUGCAAACUUGAUAUACCCAUUUGAAAGGCUUAGGCACUUUUUGAUGCUCAGUAUUGAUCGGCUUUUCGGCACCCCAAGCUCAUGUAUACUUCUGGGCGACAAGGCUUUCAUCCCACUUACCUACACGAUCUCCAAAACUAUGGUCGCUUAUUGGUCACUUCAACGCUUGAAGGUGCUUGAAUCUGUAUUUUGUGGAGAUCCCAAGGGCUUGAAUCAUCAAACAUGGUCUCACACACCUUAUUGCGCUCUUUCCGCCGAUGGAAGCGAUUAUUGCGUUUACACAUCUAACAUGGCGGGCGAGAACGGCAUUUCACUAAUACUACCCCCGUCAGUAGCGCAAGAGACGUCUCUCUUGAUCAACAAUGCAUCACUCAACGCUUUUGCGGAGUCUCAUACUAGACGGCCGGAGAGUGCAGUAUCUCAAGAUGCAUCAAAAGAUGAUUCCAAUACCACCCCGCCAUACGAAGUGCGGGCUGUACCGGGUAAAGGCAAGGGCGUCAUUGCCACACGACGCAUCAAGAAGUGGGAGACGAUAAUGGUGGAUCAAGCAGCUGUAGUGAUUGAUCGGGGCAUCAAAAAGGCUGUGAGCGAGAGCACGAGAAAACAGCUGAUGAAGAAAGCGACCAAGCAAUUGAGAAACCCAGACGCCGUGUUGGAGUUGAGCGGCGAUCAUGAUGCGCACGGUGAAAAAGGAAACAAUCGGGAGAACAAUUCUCAAAUCGCGGAUGAACAAGAAAGUAACGGUCUAGCAAACAGCGUGGAGUAUAUACUACAGACCAACGGGUUUGGAGCUACGGUCGCCGGCGUCAAAUGUCGGGCGUUGUUUCCGCUCAUUUCGGUACUUCACUCCCUGCUUCCCAAUAAACCUCCUUUGUCGCUCUGCGAUGUUUCAAGAAUAUCUGUUGACAGGCAGCACACAGAGAGUCAAUCAUGAUUGCGCCCCCAACACAUAU
Periconia digitata is the source of this 1545-nucleotide messenger RNA. The record is from the annotation of a GenBank genome assembly. NCBI's taxonomy places the organism in Eukaryota, Fungi, Ascomycota, Dothideomycetes, Pleosporales, Periconiaceae.